Molecule: messenger RNA, 1341 nt
Organism: Prunus mume (Japanese apricot)
Lineage: Eukaryota; Viridiplantae; Streptophyta; Magnoliopsida; Rosales; Rosaceae
Source: RefSeq, a predicted model, not a curated record
AUGUCAAAUAUGGAAGCUAGUCCUACACCCACAAGUUCAACAGAUGAUACACCACAAGUAGUUGGGGAUGGAGCAGCUACACUCCCUUUACGUCCUCCCACUUCGGGAAAGAUCAAGCCUACUAGGAAAGCAUUGGAGGUAUGGAAACAUUUCAUUAAGGAACCAUUUGAACUAGGGAGUAAUAUAGGACCUAGAGCUUCUUGGAAGUAUUGUCGUGCAUCUUAUGCAUGUGAUCCCAUAAAAAAUGGGACAUCUACAAUGAUGCAACAUUUGAGAGAUAAGUGUACGCGGGGGGAGGGGGGGUGUCCAUUAAGAGAGGAGAACAAACAAAAAGUUCUUGUAUUUGAUAACAAAGGAACUGUAGUUGCGCAUUCAAAUAGCACGGAGAGAAGUAGAAUUGCUUGUGUGAAGAUGAUAAUACUUGAUGAGCUUCCAUUUAGGCAUGUGGAAGGUGUCGGUUUUAGGCUAUUUAUGAGAGAGUGUCAACCUAGAUUUGAUCCACCAUCUCGUAGAACCAUUGCUAGAGAUGUGUGGGAUCUUUUUCAAGAAGAAAAGGUAAAAAUCAAGAGUGUAUUAAAUCUAAAUUCAAAAAGAGUGUCGCUUACCACGGACACUUGGACUUCCUUGCAAAAUGUGAACUAUAUGGCUUUGACAGCCCAUUUCAUUGAUGAUAGCUGGAAAUUGCAUAAGAAAAUCAUCAAUUUCUAUCAAAUUACAAAUCAUAGAGGUGAGGCUAUUGGGAGACUUGUGGAGGAUUGUUUGCAUGAUUGGGGAAUAGAUAAAGUUUUCACCAUUACACUUGACAAUGCUACGGCUAAUGAUGGGGCCAUUAGGCAUAUGAAGAGGCAAUUGAAGCUUUGGGGCACUCUUUUGCUAGAUGGUGAUUGUUUACAUAUGAGAUGUUGUGCGCAUAUCCUUAAUUUGAUAGUUUUUGAUGGGUUGAGUGAAUUGCAUGACUCAAUUAAGAGUAUUCGCGAAGCUUGUGUAUAUACAAGGUCGUCCCCAUCUAGGUUCAACAAAUUUAGGCAUUGUUUGGCCUUGCAAAAAAUUGACAGUGAAGGUUUAUUACCUUUGAAGUGUAAAACAAGGUGGAACUCAUUAUAUCUUAUGUUAGAAGCUGCCUUAAAGUUGCAAAAAGAGUUUGAUAGGUUGGAAGAGGAGGCGGCAGACUAUGCAUCUUACUUUCAUCAAAGUGGUGGUGAUCAUGAUGAUGGUAUUCCGAAAAAGAAGAAAAGAAAGGUUCAAGAAGGAGAAAUCUGCACUAAAAAAAAGUUGAAGCCUUCAACCGUUGCGGAUUGGGAGUAUGCAAGAGCUUUUGUGAAGUUCUUGAAAAUAUUUUAA